AGGUCUUAAUAUAUGAUAUUUCAUAAGAAUGGAUGCUAGUAUUGAACUGGAGGACAGUCUGAUGGAACCAGUUUGUGAUGAUGAUGUUGUUUUCUUUGGUCCUGUUACGGAAAAAGAAAAAAAGAUUUGUGAACAACUCAAAGGGCAAAUGGAACCUUGCAUGAAAGCGCAAUUAAGGAACAAGUUAGAGCUUCAAGUUAACGAUUGCAAUAAUAGUGAUGAAUCAGUCUAUAAAAGUUUUUCAGUUGAAGAAAGCAAAUAUGAAAGUUUUAUUGACAGCAUUGAUGGUGAAGCACUUGAAAAUCAGAAUAACUUCUUGAGCAGUUUCCUGCCUGCAACAGCAGUGGAUAAUGCCAAGAAAUCUGUAAAUAUGCGACGAGGCAACACUUUAUAUGAUAGUUUAGAAGACAUAUGUUCUUUAGUUUCAAAUGCUGAAAAACUAAGCAUUUCUGAAGAAGUAGAAAAUAUUUAUGCACCAGGAAAGCAAUUUAUCAGUGAAGAUUCUGUUAAUCCUUGUAAGAUUGAAAAUAAGCAUAGUGAUGAGCAAAUACACUUUGACGAGGACUCCCUGGCUAUCCUUGAGUAUGAAAAAACUUUUGAUGACAGUCUGGAGGAAUUUGUAUUACCUGCUUGCAUUGAAGUGAGAUCAGUGUCAUGCUCUGAAGAAGAUGCAGAAAUUGCAAAUGUUAAAAUGGCUAAAAUAGCUGGUAAUCAUUUAGAUACUUCAGUUCAAAUUCUGACUGAAAGGUUAUCCUUUACAGAUUCAUUAGAAGAAAAGGAUAUUUUCCCACAAAAACAGUUCAAGUGCGAUUCUCCAUCUUCUUCAGAAGUGAAUGAUGUAAUGAAGGACAGCUUAGUGGAAAAUGACUCCUUAAUGUUAUCCAACACCAAAGUUUUAAGUGAAACUCCUGUUGGAUCUGUAAUUAAUGUUUGUGAUAAAACAACAAAAACUCCUUUCUUUGAACAAAACUUUUUGGAUGCAUCUAUCCAAGUAGUAUAUGAAAAGGUUGAAAACCCAAAACUUGUUUCAGAAAGAUAUGCUAAUGCUAAUCAUGAUUCCUUAUCCAGUUCAGAAUGUAAUGCUAUUUCUAAAGAUAGUCUUGAUGAGCAGUCUAAAAGUGAAAUUCCUUUUAGGGGUGAACCUUUGAGUAAUAAUUGUGAUAAAACAUCAAGAACAUCUUUUUUUGAUAAAAAUCUAUUAGAUGCAUCUAUUCAAGUUAUGUACGAAAAAGUUGAGAACCCAAAAUCUGUUUUAAGGGAAAACGGAAAUGCUAAUUGUGAUUCACUAUCAAGCUCAGACUGUAAUGCUGUUUCUAAAGAUAGUCUAGAUGAACUGCCAAAUAGCCAAAUUCCUCCCAAGGAAUCUAGUACCAAAGAAAAUGCUUUAAAUGUCCAGCCUAACGAAUUAUGUUCAGAUAUUGCUGAAUUGAUACAUGUUCCUUCUGUUGAUAAUAAUUUUGAUACAUCAGUACAAAUUCUAUAUGAAAAUAUUGAUGAAGGCUGCUGCAAUAAAAAUGAAAAUUCUAAUGUGCAUGCUAAAUCCAAAGGUGAUUCUUUUAUAGUGUGUAGUUCAUUAGCUAGCAAUAGGUUUGAAGACCAUGAAAUGGUUUCAAAUGUAAAAGAAAUAAAUAAGACUUACGUUAAAGGUAUCAAAAAUCACAAGGUACUUCAGAAAAGAACUGCACAGUCUCAAGUGGUUAAAAAAGGAACACCUAAGCAGGGAAACUCUACAAAAUCUUCAUUGAAUGAUAGAAUUCAUGACAAAUGCCCAAGUGAAGAAAAUAAACUUAUUGAAGUAACGGAAAAAAGCUUUUGUUCUUUAGAAGUGCAUGAAAAGAGUUAUUCUGUGUUAAGUGAUAUUAAUUCAGAAAAUGUUGCACCAUCCGUAUUAGUGAAUUCAAGGAAAAAUCAGUGCAGUGAUUUAAAUUUAAAACUACACAUAGAAUUGACAGUUGCUGAUGGCAUGAAGCAAAUUGAUUCUAAAAACAUUGAAAUAUGUUCAAGCAUUGGAUGUGAUGGAGAAAACAAAGUUGAUGUUUGUGUGAAGUCUGAUAAAGAUGUAACAAGUAAAAUAGAAACUUUAAAAUCUGAUAAAGCUAUAGAACACAGCUCUUACAAACAAGACUUUUCUCAAAUUCGUCAGAAGGUCUUAGAUAAAGUCAGUUCAAAACCCUCUGCUACAAAAUGCUCUUCUAAUAUUCUGGCUAAACAUAGUGACAUUGAUAGGUUGUAUUCAAAGAUGGACAUUGGCAGUUUUAAUGAACCUAAUGUGAAGAAGGAAAAUCUUCUUCAGGCUCUUGAUUUACAUGAUACAUCUAUAAGUUAUAAGUCUAAUUCCAUCUUAGAAUCUAGAGAUUCCCUAAUGCCACUAAACUUGUGUCUGAAAGAUACAUCUUUUAACCAUAAACCCGUUUCAUUUUCUAGAAGCGAAAGCAAAGAAAAUAUUCCUGAAAUAUUUCUAAAAAUGCCAAACAAACCCUGUGCAAAACAAUGUAAGAAUUCUCCUGGUCAAAAUAAUCCUUGGAAAACUCCAAAGCAGCCUAAUACGUGUUUUUAUAAUUCACCAAAAUCUGAACAAAAGGAAUUGAAAGGAAAUAUUUUUCAGAAAAGCUCUGCCACAAAAAUUCCAAUUAGAAAAGAUAAUGUUCGGGCUUUUGUUACUCCCAAAUCUGCUGAAAUAAAGUCCGAAUCUUCAAAGGUAUAUGAAAAAUUGAAAAGUCCCCUUUCUGCAAAGUUGGUUUCUCGCACUGCAACUGUACCUGAUGCAACUCCCAAAAAAAUCCCCCAUUUUUGUACAUUGCCCUCAUCUAUUUCCAAAGUUCCAACCAAGUCUGCUGCUCAGCUGUCAUCUGCAAAAAAAUACCAGUACAUUCAAAGUCCCGUUGGCCAGUAUAUGAGAACACCGCAUACUCCUGCUAUGAAAUUUGCAACUCCUGUUACUAAACCUUUGCAAUGUAUGACUAAUGUUAUUGGUGGUAACCAAGGUAAGGAAACUGGUACCCACGUCACUUUACGGAAAACAACUCCUCAAAAAACGAGCAAAAAAUGAGUGAUCUAGUCGAAUCUUUUUUAAGUUCUUAAACAAUGUUGGAUUCAUUCCGCAGCUGAAAUAUUUGCAUCCAGUUGAAAAUUUUACUAUUCACCCCAAACGUUUUGGUCAUGUAUAGUUAUGUUUGUUAGAAGUAUUUUUAUGUUGUGAUAAAAAUUAUUUUAUUAUUUUUAAUUUGAUUUAUUAUUAAAUGUUUGGAAUUGACAACUAUGCAAUUAUUUUCUUAAACUGCAUCUUGGUCUUUUGUUAUUAAACUUGGUUAACGUACUAUGCAUAAUCUUAUAAUAUGCUGAAAAUAUUUGACUUUCACUUUUGUGAUUAAUGGUUGUUGUAAAAGAGACAUAUAUUUAUAGUGUAUUAUAAAUAUUUAAAGCAAAACCGGUCCAUUGUUCUCUUGAUUAAAAAUUGUAUUACAUGAAUGUGAUGUAAAAAAAUGUGUUACAUUUUAUUGAAUAAAAUGUUAAAAUUUGCAAA
This is a messenger RNA of Uloborus diversus, 3523 nucleotides long. RefSeq lists its product as uncharacterized. NCBI's taxonomy places the organism in Eukaryota, Metazoa, Arthropoda, Arachnida, Araneae, Uloboridae. The record is from RefSeq and is a predicted model, not a curated record. Bases 29 to 3049 code for a protein of 1006 amino acids. The transcript has 5 exons.